ACAGACAGUCACGUGACAAAAACCUUAGCUCUACUUUCGUUUCGUGGAAAAGCAAAGUUGAGUUUCGCUCUUCUCUUCAGCUCACAUUGAAGCGGGACGAUGGCGGAUGCGGACGGCGGUGAAUUCUCUCUACUCAGCUUGGGUGAUGAGCUGACCUGCAGUAUUUGCCUGUGCACUUUUGACUGCCCAGUGACCACCCCUUGCGGCCACAACUUCUGCCAGCAGUGCCUCCUCUCCACUUGGAAGGAAACCUACAGCUGUCCACAGUGUCGGGCCCACUACUCGAUCAAGCCGGAACUGAAGAAAAACACCGUCCUCAGCGCCGUGGUCGACACUUUUAAACUACGCUCGACUGAUGUGUCCGUGGCCGAAACGGCGAAAAGCGAAGCGGGCUGGGGUGCCGCCGCCAUACGCUGUGAUACGUGUAUGAAGGCGGAGGCGGUCAAUACGUGCCUCACUUGCAUGGCCUCCUAUUGCGCCGAGCACCUGCGGCCGCACCGCGACAGCCCGGUUUUCCGCGUGCACCAACUGACCGAACCCGUCGGCGACCUGUUGGAGCGCAUCUGCCCCGACCACCAAAAGCUCACGGAGCUCUUCUGCACCCAACACGACCGCCUCAUAUGCACCCUCUGCCUCCAGCAAGCGCACAAAACCUGCAACUUCAUCCAGCCCGAGAAGCAGAGAGCCAAGCAAAAGUCCAACUUCAGUGAGAAAUUGGAUUUGGUGAACAAGAAGAUUAAACAGAAUGAGACUGUCAUUUCUCAAAUAACCGACAUGCAGCUUUCCCUGAAGGGCAGCGCCGCCACCAAGAAGUCGAAAAUGGCUCAUGUGUACGAACAGAUUCGAGACAUGCUGGCCGCUGAAGAGCGCGCCGCUAUGACCGCGGUGGACCAAGAACUCGAGUCGUCUCAGACCAAGAUCAGGGUUCUCAUGAAAAUGUUUUCUGACAAUAUUAAGAGCUUGAACAAGGCUAAAGUGGACAUCCAGAGUCUACUUUGUCAGUCACAAACAAUGGCCUUUCUUCAGGCUUCACUGAACCUGCCCAAAGCUGCGGCGUUUGAUCCAUACGCCCCUCGGAUUAACUUUAACUCCAAAAAGGUGACAGCAAACGAGGAAUUUGCUGUUAAUCUGAAGAAACAGAUGUAUUACAUCCUGAAUCAACCUGUUGGUGCCAGACCACCAUUAACAGACACGAAAACCCAGACAGGACAUCCAAUCAACAACCCUACCCCAGCGGCCAAGGCAGUGAACGCCAAAGCUGACAAGAUGACAUCACAGAAAACACACACCAAGCCCAGUCCACUGCAGGAAGACAGUAAGAAAUCUAUGAAAAAUAGGUCUCAUUCUAUGGAAAACCUGCUGGGAUCUGAUGGGAAACCAAGACACAGACCUCAGCUGACUCAGAUGCCUUCUGAACCCAAAGAAAAAAAAGAAAUGAUGGACCGUCCUGCCAACCUUGCUGCUGAAAAUAGACACAAUCUUCUGGCAUAUGGCGCUGCGCUCAGUUUUGAUCCAAAGACAGCACACAAACGCAUCGUACUAACAGAGCACUUCACAAGGGCAUCUGUGUCAGACCAACUUAAUCCCGCGGCGCACAUCGACUGCCCCCAACGCUUCUCUGUCUGCACUCAGGUGCUCACCUCUCAGGGUUUCACUCGCGGCUGCCACUACUGGGAAGUUCGGCUCAAUCACAACAACUUCAUCGGCAUUGGUUUGGCUUACGGUAGCAUUGACCGCAAAGGUCCGACCAGUCGACUUGGCCGCAACGCGAAGUCUUGGUGUGUGGAGUGGUUUAACGUCAAGCUGUCGGCUUGGCACGACAGCAGCGAGAUUAAAGUCGUGAAUCCCCAUCCGAAGCGUGUUGGUGUGUUGUUGGAUUGUGAUUCAGGCUCUGCUACGUUCUACAAUGUGGCAGAUAGAGUCUAUCCAUUCUACUCGUUUGUGUUUCCGUUCACUGAGGCAGUGUAUCCAGCUUUCUGGCUUUUCUCCUCUGAGUCAUCGAUCACACUUUGCCAACUGCAGGCUUGAGGAACGUGUUGACAUUUGCUUCAGUCAAAUAUGCUUAAUGGUCUCACACACCAUAGAUUUAGUUACGGUAUAAAAACUCAAUAAUGUGCCAAGGGAAUGAUUUAUAAAAUUUCAUUGAAGCUGCCGCAUUUGUGGUUGAAUGACCAAAGAAAACCAUUGUUCCUCUAUCGGUGCUUGUAUAAUUUUGACAUGUGAUUCUUAAAGGUGUGCUGUUCACACCCGUGCGCCAUCUGCAGCAG
Messenger RNA from Hippocampus comes (tiger tail seahorse), 2267 nucleotides. It is a transcript of the gene trim25, whose product is annotated as tripartite motif containing 25. The transcript is spliced from 8 exons. Bases 100 to 2028 code for a protein of 642 amino acids. Lineage: Eukaryota; Metazoa; Chordata; Actinopteri; Syngnathiformes; Syngnathidae. The record is from RefSeq and is a predicted model, not a curated record. Gene Ontology annotation, molecular function: zinc ion binding; protein binding.